Prorocentrum cordatum is the source of this 2043-nucleotide messenger RNA. NCBI's taxonomy places the organism in Eukaryota, Dinophyceae, Prorocentrales, Prorocentraceae. The record is from the annotation of a GenBank genome assembly.
GCUCCGCUGAUCCUGACGACGAGCUUCCAGACCAUCAUGGUUGCCGCAGGACCGCGCGCCGCCGAAUUGUAUUCAGCAGUCGUCACUGCAGUGACCCCGGCCGUCACUGCCGGCUACGAGCCCAUCGUGGAGGUGGGCUGCGUGAUGGGCAACGCCGUGCUCUUCGAUGACGGCUGCACGCAAACCGACUCGCUGUACAUCGAUCACAUUACGAACGUGAAGGUCUGCGUCGCAGACUCUGUGGCCACGGCUGAGAUGGAGUUCGUGCCCUCCGCGUCUGGCACCUACACCCGGACGCACGGCCUCUCGGUGCAGCUCCUGCUGCGCCGGCCCGCGGCGGAGUCCUGGGAGGUGCUCGUGCAGGACACCGUGCGGCCCAGCGACUUCACGGUCAACGAGGUCAACGUGUUCGGGCCUGUGGAGUUCGGCCUGUUCGAGCCCGGGCAGCACUACGUGCGUGCGACGCUGGUGGACCGCGCGUCUAUGAAUGACGCCGUCGAAGGCACCUGCGCCGUGCCCGGGGUGGCCCGCAAUGCCUCCUCCUCCGCCGCGGUGGUGCAGGACCGGCACUUCGACAACGUCGAUGUCGCCUUCGAGCCCAACUCGCCGGAAGGAGCUUCCCCGGUGGAGUUCGUGGGCGCUCUGGCGGCCGCCAUCGCCUGCAGCAUAUCGGCCGCUGUGGUGGCGGGCGCCCUCGGAGCCGACAGCUGUCCGCUGUGCUCUCGCUGCCGCCGGCGGGCGGUGGAGGCCGACGCGGAGGCGCCGGGAGGAGGCCGCCGAGAGGCGCCGCAGGGCCCGGGUGCCGCCGCCGAGGCCGCCCGCUGCCUGCGGCCGGUGCAGGCGGUGCGGGCGCUGCUGCUGUUCCUGGUGUCGCUGCUCCUGCUGGGCUGCGCGCUGCUGCUGCUGUUCCGCAGGCGCGGGGGGCCCGCCGGGGGCGUCGGUGAGGGGGGCGAGGCAGGGGGCUCCCCGAGGGCGCGGCAAGUCCAGGAGGUGAGGCCUGGGCCGGGCCCCUUCGUCAUCACGAACAUGUGGCUGCAGGAAUUCGGGUCGAGAGCUUCCGGGGACCCUCGGAUCGAACAGCUCAGGACGGAGGUGCGGGCGAAGACGCAGUGCGCUGGAUUUGUUCUACAGGUGGGCUGCCAGGCCCAGUCCUGCGAGGAGCCCCGCGGGAUGCUGCGCGCCAGCGGCGCGCUCCUCCCCCGCGGCGCGAGGGUGCGCCCCGCCGUGCUGCCGGGCGGCUCGUCGCCCUCGGCCGCCCUCGCCGGGCGGGCCGAGGCGCGCGGGCUCCACGAGGGCAGUGCUCGCGGCGCCUUCCUGCCCGCGAUACCCUCCUUCGCCUCCGGCCUCGAGCUGGGCAACGCGGCCGGCUCGGCCGCCAUCGUGGCUUCAUUCUUGCACCAUCUUGCAUUUCUUUCUCCUGCCGUUCGCGGCGACCCUGCAGUCAAGUGUCCAGCCAUGGCAGAGAUCGCUAUGAAGAAGAUGCUGCAGGAACUCAUGGAGUUCUACGCCAAGUACGGCCUCAGGAAGCUCCUCAAUUCGUUCUUUCUCGCAGCACACUUCGAGCAGUUGAAGGCCAGAUCCCCCAAGGAAUUAGGCGAUGAUAAUGCUGUCGAGGUCCAAUUCCAUGGCAUUUCGCAGGUGUACAAACUCAAGUUCAAGACCGAGGACUCAGCCACUGAGUUCCAGAGGAAGGCGAACAUGGUUGGUAUUUCCUGCCGGGACUUUCGUGAUCAAAGCGUCCAUCCUCUCCGGAUUCGGGGAGAUCUUCCUCUCCACGUCCGCCAGAAGAAGCGGGCCUUCUCUAGCAUCUACGUUUCCGUCAAGCAGCUCGCGAUGAAGAGCCCGCCGUCGGACGCCUCGUGCAAGCUCGGGGUCAACGGCCGCAAGGGUGCAUUGCAGGUCAUAUCCGACUCCGACGUCUACGAGCUCGUGUCGGCGAAGCAGGGCUCUGGAGACCAGUUCACGUUCGAACCGAACCAGGCCUCGCUGACGACCUGGGGCAUCACCCCCGACCAGAUCCAGGAGGCGCUUGAUGACCUGUGA